CCUGCGGACGUUGUAGCUUUCCAUCCCGUGUAUCCGAUCUCUCAGCUAAUUGUUUGAUUCACGCAAAACCGUCUUCCUUUGCGUCUUUUGUUCAUUUGUUAUAAUUAUAGAACUUCACAGCAGAGUGCACUGAAGUGAAGAUGGAGACUUAUGAGAGUGUGUUGCUUGUUAAAUCAGAAGUAUUUGUAUUUAAAAUACCACCUCGAACUACUAAUAGAGGCUACAGGGCAGCAGAUUGGAACCUGAAUGAACCACAGUGGACUGGAAGGUUAAGAUUAGUUGCCAAAGGGAAAGACUGUGUAUUGAAAUUGGAAGACAAAAAUACAGGAGAACUUUUUGCAAAAUGCCCUAUUGACCAGUAUCCUGGAAUUGCUAUUGAGGCUGUCACUGAUUCAUCUCGGUACUUUGUGCUCAGAAUUCAAGAUGACAGUGGUCGGUCAGCAUUCAUUGGUGUGGGAUAUUCAGAUCGUUCUGAUAGUUUUGACAUGAAUGUUGCUCUGCAAGAUCAUUUCAAAUGGCUCAAAAAGUCGGAAGAAAUUGAGAAAGAGAAAGAAGUACCAAAACAGGAAUUAGAUCUUCGCUUCAAAGAAGGGGAAACUAUCAAGAUCAAUAUGAAAAUCACGAAAAAGGAUGGCAGUGAAGUUUCAAGCAAGUCCAAAGCAAGGCCUAAUGCUGGUGGUUUGGGUUCAGGGAUCUUACCACCUCCACCAGGUGGAGUGAAGAUACCACCGCCAACAAGCAGUGGAAUGAGAACCACCCCUACUUCCUCACCUUCACAUCAGGCUCCCCUACAGCAAACUACAGUAUCAGCGUCAAGUAAUGUAGAUCUGAUGUUGGGUGUUGGUGCUGAUACCCACAGGGGUCAAUCAGUGCCAGCAAGGCCUGCAACUGCAGGAGUUGAAUCAUGGGGAGAUUUUGCUAGUGCAGCCAAACCAAGUGCAUCACCUAGCAAUUCCAGUUGGGUUCAGUUUUGAAGGUACAGCCAAAUUAUGUCAAUGGUAUGGGAUAAAUAUUAUCCAAAGUCUAUAUCAUACAUACAUAUAUAUGAUUUAAGGCUAGAGGAAAAAUAAUGGAGGACUGUACUGUAUAGAUUCCUCUUGACAUCAAGAAUUUGUGUAAACGUUACUGUACUUGUGUGUAGCACAUUGUCAGCAGAUCAUUAUUACACUUUAAUAAUAUCUUCCAAACCAAUAUUCUCAUCUCUGAACUACAGUAAUUAUUAUCCAUAAUGAAACAUACCUGCCAUGAAAUUGUGAUGGAAUUAGCCUUUUGUGGUAGAGUCUCAAACAGGAAUCAACUUCACAGAAUAUACAACAGAAAGUUAAUUAAUUAUAGUAUGUACAACCCCAAGCUCACAGGUGUAUUUGGUCCAGUGAUUUAUAUACUUCCUGUACCUGUUCAAGCCUGCAAAUGGAGGAAAUUCUGUUAAUUUUACUCUUCAAAGUAUUCACAGUUUUGUAUUUAAUUAUAAAGAUAUGGGAACUAAACGUAAUGGUGAUCACACAACACUCUAAUUGGGUUAAUUGUUCCUUGUGAGGAAUGCAUGAUAGCCAUUAUUAGCAAGAAAUGCCCACCUAUUGGUCUUGUAGUAAAAUACCAUUCAUUUGGCCUGGUCAGAUAUAAGUGCAGAUAUUUCUGUGACAGAUCAAAUAUUCACCUCUUCUAAAGCCUUGACUCUGGAAAUAUGCAUAUUACUGCAUUCCCACCCUAUUUCCAGUCUGGGUCCCCUCUUCUGAAUCAUUCUCAUAAUUUUUAGGAUUAGCAGAAUCCACUUCAUUUUUGCUUCCAACUUUGGUAGAAUUCCUUCCCCUUGUUAGGAUGGAAGAGGCCAAAAAGGUGCAUAAAAUCAAAACUGGAUAGAUGGGCACAAACAACAAAUGAAUGGGGGGGGGGGGAUGUGGUAUUCAAAUAUUAGUUUAUAAUAAAGUUCUGAGGUUAUGGGAGAAGAAUUUGAGUGUUCUCUAGAUGAAAGUCCCAUUGAGAGGUGUAUGUUAUCUUUAGUAAUUGUAUUGUAGUAUUCCUCUCAUUUCAUACAGUUUUUGUGAAAUCAAAAAUGAGAUGACAAUGGCAAAGACAUCUUGGAGCUUUUCCUUAGUUGAUGCUGUGUUAAAUAGAACCUAUAAAAAAAAAAUUCAUUGCCAAAUAUGUUACAGGCAAGAACAAGGCCCAAACAUUGUAUGAAUUUUAAAUAUCUUGCACAAAUGAAAUUUCAAAUUCCAGUGUUAUUACAGUUUACACAGUUCUCUAGAAUUUUCAUGAAUAUGAAGGUUGUAUAAUUUCAUAAUUCACAGUUCUGUAAAAAGCUUUUUUAUAGCCACAUUUCCACAUAUUUACAACAACCUAACAAGAAAUGGUAUAUUUAAAUUUCUAAAAUGCUGAACAACUACAGGGUUUUACAUAUGUAAUAAUACACAGUGCAUGCAAGUUAUAGGCAUUGGUAAUAAAUUAUCUUAUUUGUUUUACAAGUUCUAAAAGUUUUUGUCCUCAUGUUUAAAUUCAGUGCUAUACAUCCAUAGCUUGGCAAUUCAAAUUUGCGAUUGAGAUGUGGUAUGAAACUGAUAUUCCACAUUCAGGUUGCAGCUAUGUAACAUCCUCAUUCCACACAUUUCAUAUCUGUAUAUGAAAUGUGUCUGCAAUGGGGAAGGAUAUUAAUCACGUAAUCAAGAUAUUUUGAAAUCUGACUGACAUACACCUGCAUCUUUUUUAUAUUUGCCCAAAUUAAGAUUCCCCAAAACUGACUUCAAAAAUAGCAUGACUACAUAACCAUUCUAUGAAUAUUUUAUUAAACUCAAAUUAUUGUUUAAUGAGCACCUUCAAUUUCGUCUAAACUUGGAAGAUAACUAGAAAUGUCAAGUGUGAUCCAUAGAUAUAUACACCGUUAAAAUGAAAUAAAAAUUGUAAUUGAAGUGGUUGUUAAAUUUAUUAAAAAUCAAAGAAAAUAUAUAUUAUAUUUGUUAAAUUAUAUCUGAUGUUUGUUUGUAAACACAAUACAUGUUUUAAAUCAUCUUUGUAUGAUGUAUAGAGAUAUAAAAUGUAGGUUCCAGUUUGAGAACUGUCAGUGAUAAAUUAUCCCAAACUAAAAUGCCAGAUAUUUGUGAUUUAACUAUAUAAUAUUUUACUCUGUAAAUAUCUGGUGUGACAGUGCUGUCUUUUGGUUGAAUCUGCUUAGAAUAUGUAGUGUACUGAAAGGAAAUGAAAUCAUUAAGGAGAUAACAUUAGUUGAACAUGUUUCUAAUUUUUGAUUAAUAUUUUUUUCUGAGCAUUGUUCUUGUGUGUGUAAGAUGUAGAAGGGUACUGGAACAAAACAGAAUUAGGAGGUAAAAUACACGUAGUUUUUAGUUUCCUUUUUGUUGCUUAAGUACCAGAGAUCAUAGAAAUCUGGCAAUUAUAACCAGGUAUCAAAAUAAUUUCCAACAUAAAUUAACUUUAUAAACAUGUUUAAAUUCAACAGUGAUAUAGGUGAGAUGUCUCAGAUGCACUGCAGUUUCAUUAAUGAAUGCCUUUGUUACAACUGAUACAAAAGAAACAAAUUUAAAAAUACUGCUUUGUGUAUAUGUUUUGCUGUUCAUAAUGUUUCUGCCACGGUUAUAUUUUCCUUCAAAUAUAAUGUGGCUACAGAUAAAAUUUCUUUCCAUUUUAAUUUGCUUUAAUACUACAUUUGCUCAGUGGCUAUGCUGCUACACAACCUCAUAAUUUUGACAGGUAAUAUGAUAAUUUAACCCUUUGCAGUCCCUUUUAAAUACCACUGUCUCUCUGCUGGUCUAUUGAAAUACCACUAAGCUGUAUAAAUUAAACUACUAUUAUGAACUGGUUUGAUUUUCUUUUAUAACUUGCAUAAAACGAAUAAACUUUGCUAAAUAUGGUGAAAAUAUGUUCUGAGAGGAUCACAGUUCGUCUUGCUUGAAUACUGACCGUGUGAUAUAUUUUUCACAGACUGUACUACUGUUGCUAGUGAGAUGUGUAAUAAGUGGUGCCUUUCUGCUUGCUGUUGUUCGGUAGAGAAUAAAGCAAGACCAAGUCCAUAGAUAUGACUUUGGCGACAUCUAAACAUCUCUUAUUGCAUGCAGAUAUACGAUGUAUAAGCAUUGGAUUUCAUAAUCUCAGAGCUAUGCGUCCUUUCGCGCUGAUUGUGUUCGAAAGAUCAAGACCAAGUUCAACACCAUAAAAGUGAAACAACGCGAAGUUUAACCUUUGAAGUCACUACACAUAAAGAAUGCUUGAUAAGAAGAUGAAUGAAUAUGCAUGUCAGUGGUGGAUUGCUCUAUGUGUCAAAAAUGAUAAAAAAUAUAAUUUCCUGCCAGGGAGAUGGGAUAUUUGUUUUAUAACUUUAUCAGAUAUAAAAUACUUCUAUUCUAAGCAAAUAUGACAGCUACACAUCCAUUGGAAUUCCUUCAUUAUAUGAUGUAUGGUAAAACACUUGGUGUGGAGUUCUGGCUACUUUGGACAUGUGUCAGAAUAAGACGACGUUUCUCUCUCUAGGAUACAACUAGUGCAAAGAAGAAGGCUUGAAUGAUAUGCUGACACUGUUUGCCAACCUCAGUUUGACUCCAUAUCACGUAAAAAAAUUUGUAAAAUACAUGGUGGACUCAGUCCAACAUAGGACCGCAAAGGGUUAAGUCUGCUAAAGGAAGUUGCAAAUUAAAGGGUUUAAAAUCUUUCCCUUUUAUCCUAAAUAAGAUCUUGGUUUUUCACUAAGUCUUAUACAUUAUUUCUUGGCUUCAGUGAAGAACUUGUGAUGUCAUAUAUGACUGGUAAGUAAUAUAAAUGUAAACAUGCCUUUUAUGCUGUAACUAAAGUAAAAGCUGCUGAAAUCCAA
Molecule: messenger RNA, 4816 nt
Organism: Zootermopsis nevadensis
Lineage: Eukaryota; Metazoa; Arthropoda; Insecta; Blattodea; Termopsidae
Product: NECAP-like protein CG9132
Biological process (GO): endocytosis
Cellular component (GO): membrane; clathrin vesicle coat
Source: RefSeq, a predicted model, not a curated record